Messenger RNA from Saprolegnia parasitica CBS 223.65, 1077 nucleotides. RefSeq lists its product as hypothetical. Lineage: Eukaryota; Oomycota; Saprolegniomycetes; Saprolegniales; Saprolegniaceae. The coding region runs from base 17 to 994 and encodes 325 amino acids. Gene Ontology annotation, biological process: endoplasmic reticulum membrane organization. The transcript is spliced from 3 exons. The record is from RefSeq and is a predicted model, not a curated record. Gene Ontology annotation, cellular component: plasma membrane; endoplasmic reticulum membrane.
GGAUACGCUGCCGACGAUGGCAUUUGUAUUUCUUCCUUCGUUCGCCUGGCCCCAGAAGGACUCGAUGGACUCGUCGUCGGCUGCGCAUAGCAUCACGCUCGACCCGACGGACUCGCUCGCGUUCGCGCUCGCGCUGGGCAGCUCGCCGCAGGCCGCGCUCGUCAUCUCCAACCCGAGCAGCGUCGAAAACGUGGCCUUCAAGGUCAAGACGACGCGGCCGAUGCGGUACCUCGUGCGGCCCAACCAGGGCGUGAUCGGCCCCAACAGCUCGGCCACCGUGCUCGUGAUCUUGCAGCAGAAGGACUGCGACGAGCUCCUCCGCCUCGACGCGUCCGAGCGCCAGCUCUCGAACGACAAGUUCCUCGUCCAGUCGGUCGGCGUCGACGCUGAAUUUUGCGACCUCCUGACGAAAAAGUCGGCCAAGGAGGUCAUGGACGACCUCACGACGCUCUGGGCCAACGCCGAGAAGAAGACGAUUAGCAACAAGAAGCUCCGGUGCCGCUUUGUCGAAGGCAGCAGCAUGGACGUGAGCACGCCGAGCCAGCUCACAAGCGCGCUCCUCGAGACGCCACCCGAGGCCGCGCCCAAGCCGCUCUCGACGCAGCAGUCGAUGUAUGCGUCCACCGCCGAGGACUCGAUCCGACAGGAGAUGAUGGCCGAGAUGGCUGUCUUGCGCAAGAAGUACGACGAGCUCGUGGCCUUUACCGUGCAAUUGACGGCGCAGCGCGAUACCCUCAUGGGCGACCUCGACAAGUCGCGCCAGCAAAACCAGAAACUCACGACCGAGCAGCAGCGAUUGAAGCGGCAGACGUCGGACAUGGUCGACCUUGCGCCAGCAAGGCCCAGGGCAGCGCCGACGACGCGACGACGACCACCGGCAACGCGUCGCCCGCGCGCGCGCCUGUGGCAGCCACCAAGCCGCCUCUCACAUUAUUUCACGUUCUCAUCUGCGCGAUCCUCUGCUUCCUCAUCGGUCGCUACUACGGCUAGCUAACCACAAGUCGUCGUCCGGUGCUCCUCCGAGUGGUCUCUUGCGCACCAAUAUAAGCGUAUCGACUUGGUCGUUUUGCCUUGGCC